AUGUAUGGUUUUGUCUUACGUGUACUGAUGAAUAUCGCCGGGCUGUGGCUGGCCACUGUCCUUAUUUCAGGCAUUACGGCGGACACCACAGCGGCCCUGGUAUGGGCAGCCAUCUCACUGGGGUUGGUCAAUGCGUUCAUCCGGCCGCUGGUAUUUUUCCUGACUCUGCCGGUGACGCUGCUGACGCUGGGCAUCUUCAUCUUGUUCAUAAACGCGGCGAUGCUGAACCUUGCCGCCUGGUUCGUGACGGGUUUUGACGUCGUUGGUGUGAUUGAUGCUCUGCUGGGCGCGAUUCUGGUCAGCCUGGUCAGCUGGGUUGGGUCUGCGUUUGUUGGCGACAACGGUGUGCCAAAGGAAACUUGGCCCGGUGAACUGCGCGUUGCGCUGGUGCCGCUGAACGCAAAGAAACUCAUUGGCCUGGGUUUCACAAUCACGCUCGAAAGUGGCGCAGGAGCUGCUGCGGGUUUUCUCGAUUCCGCCUACGAGGAAGUGGGUGUUCAGAUUUCCGCCGACCACAAUCAGGUCCUGUCUGGUGCCGACCUUAUUUUUCGGGUGCGCAAACCGUCCCUGGCCGAAGUGGAACAUCAUAAGACGGGUGCCAUCAGCAUCAGCUUCUUAGACCCCUUCAAUGAAAAAGAACUGGUGGAAUCCCUGGCCAGCCACGGUGUGGUGAGCAUCUCCAUGGAGAUGAUUCCCCGCAGCACCCGCGCGCAGAAGAUGGAUGCGCUGUCUUCUCAGGCUAACCUUGCGGGUUAUGUCACCGUGAUUCUGGCCGCGAUGCAUUGUCCUAAAAUUAUGCCGAUGAUGAUGACACCUGCGGGCACAAUUGCGCCGGCGCGCGUAUUUGUCAUUGGUGCCGGGGUGGCGGGUUUGCAGGCCAUCGCCACAGCAAAACGUCUGGGCGCUCGUGUGGAAGCCUUUGACACACGUCCGGUUGUUGCUGAACAGGUGCAGUCGCUGGGUGCAAAGUUUGUUGAAAUUGAUCUGGGUGAGGUAGGGCAGACCGAUCAGGGCUACGCUAAAGAACUGACCCCGGAGCAAAUUGAGCUGCAACGCGAAGGUCAGAAAAAGGUGAUUGCGCAAAGCGAUGUGGUGAUCACCACAGCUCAGCUGUUCGGACGCCCAGCACCGGUUAUUGUCAGCCGGGAUAUGGUUGAAGCCAUGAAACCUGGCAGCGUAGUCGUAGAUAUGGCGGUUGAAACCGGCGGUAAUGUCGAAGGCUCGGUGUUAAACGAAGUGGUCGACAUUAAUGGCGUCAAAGUCAUUGGCAUGGGCAACCUGCCCAGCGAAGUGGCGCGUAACGCCAGCGAAAUGUACUCGAACAACCUGUUCAAUCUGAUUGGUGAUUUCUGGGACGAAGAGGCGAAAAGCCUGAAUCUCAAUCCCGAAGACGACAUUGUGCAGGCUUGUGUCAUCACCCGCGAUGGCGCGGUGGUGAACGUGCCCGCAACUUUGCAUACACCUUUGAUGUCCGGAGCGAACGCCAUAUCGGGCAUUACUAUCGUUGGCGCAUUGAUUUCAGCCGGCAACGAUUUAGGCAUGAUGUCCACGGUCCUUGGCGCUGUGGCGGUUGCCUUUGCAGCGAUUAACGUGGUCGGCGUGAGCAUUGAACUCAUCAACGUCGUUUACAUUGUAGCCGCAGCGCUUUUUGUAUUCGGACUGAAACAGCUCGGUUCUCCUGCUACCGCUGUACGCGGUAACUUACUGUCCAGCGUGGGCAUGCUGAUCGCGGUAGUGGCGACGCUGUUUAACGCGGAAAUUCUGUCCUUCAGCUGGAUAAUUGGUGCGAUUGUUGUUGGCUCUAUCGUGGGCUAUGUGGCCGCUGUGAAAAUCGAAAUGACCAGCAUGCCGGAAAUGGUUGCUCUGUUUAACGGUUCUGGUGGUAUUGCCAGUCUGCUGGUGGGUUGGGCUGCAUUGUAUAAUCUGGACAACACAACGUUCACCUAUGUGACCAUCGUUGUGUCUGUGGUUAUUGGCGGGCUGACGUUCACCGGCAGUAUUCUGGCCUGGGGUAAGCUGUCGGAAGUAAUGCCGUCGCGAGCCAUCGUAUUUGGCGCGCAGCGGAUCUUCAACGGUGUGUUGUUACUGGCGUUGAUCACCUGCUCAGUACUGUUCUGCCUGGAUCCAUCAGCCAGUUCUCCUUACCUGUUUGCGAUCAUCAUCUUAGCCUGUCUUUUUGGUGUGAUGGCGGUGUUACCCAUCGGUGGUGCAGACAUGCCGGUUGUCAUUUCGCUGCUCAACAGCUACUCAGGUCUUGCUGCCUGUGCGGCGGGUUUUGCGAUACACAACAAUAUUCUGAUUGUUGCAGGUUCGAUGGUUGGCGCCGCUGGUAUCAUCCUGACUAAUAUCAUGUGUAAAGCGAUGAACCGUUCACUCGCCAAUGUGCUGUUCUCAGGAUUUGGUGCAGUUAAGCAGGCGACGAAGGUUGAAGGCGAAGUUAAACCCAUCAAUGCAGAAGAUGCUGCGCUGAUUCUGGAAGCGGCUCAAUCAGUUACUUUUGUACCCGGUUACGGCAUGGCUGUUGCUCAGGCACAGCACGUGGUUCGCGAGUUGGGUGAAAUGCUUGAAGCUAACGGUGCAGAAGUGACCUACGCUAUUCACCCUGUGGCAGGACGUAUGCCUGGUCAUAUGAACGUGCUGCUUGCAGAGGCCAGUGUGCCUUACGAUCAGCUGGUCGAAAUGGAUGAUAUCAACCCUCGUAUCGACAAAAUCGAUGUGGCGGUUGUGAUUGGCGCUAACGACGUGGUUAACCCGGCAGCAAAUGAUGAUGAAAACAGCCCGAUUUACGGGAUGCCGAUUAUCAACGUGAACCAGGCUCGCACGGUAUUUGUGCUCAAGCGUUCAAUGGCUUCAGGUUUCUCAGGCGUGGAUAACCCGCUGUUCUUCGGUGAAAACACACGUAUGUUGUUUGGUGAUGCAAAAGAAUCGCUGGCCGCGGUGCUUAACGAGCUCAAGUAA
This is a messenger RNA of Symbiodinium pilosum, 2958 nucleotides long. Lineage: Eukaryota; Dinophyceae; Suessiales; Symbiodiniaceae. The record is from the annotation of a GenBank genome assembly.